AAACAGUUUGUUAGAAAUGGGGCCAUAUCACAACACACUCACUUAAAAUAGAAUUUAUUAUUUAGCAGAUGAAGACACAAACCCACAUUCCAACCAUAGCGGCAUUUUAGUUAAGAUUUAAUCCUCAGCAAAUUCAGAACACUUAAAUUAUGAUCAAGACUACAAUCGAGAGAAAGACUUGAACAUCAAGAUGUGUUUACCGGCUUGUUGUUGUGUUGUUGAGUUUUUACCGUUUAUAUGUUUAGUGACGAUUCCGUUGUAUGGAUCAUUUUGUGGUGUUGAUGUUAUUUUACGUUUAUCUAUUCUAUUAUUGGUUCAUUCGAUUCUCAUCAACUACAUUCCUAAACAAUGGGUAUCUAUUGUUCCAUACAGUCAAAUAUUAUUACUGGUUGUUCUAGCCUAUCUACCUAUAAACAUAGCACCAUGGCCGGUAGUCUGGAUCUAUCGGGUCAUAUUACAUGUUACAGAACCAGUGUUAUUGUGGUUAGAGAUAAUUCUGGUACAGAACUAUAUUAUGAGAUGUAGUCAGAGAGUUAUAGAUGAAUGGGACAGUGAUGAACCAGCUACAAGGGCUUUGUUAAUUGGUUUUUCAUCAGUUUGUUAUGGUAUAACGGCAGCAUUUGGUUGGUCGAUCUACACUGAAUCUUCUAGUAUACACAUCUGGUGUUUAUUGUUUGUUAUAAUUAUAUUCAUCAUGAUACAUAAUAUGAUGGUGAUAGCUCCACAAGGUAUAUUAAGUGAUGCAGCUUUCUGUGGAUUAUGUUCUGUGUUUGUUUUAUAUGCUAUGAUUCAAGAAACUAAUAUAAUACAAAACCCUACAUCAACACCGCCAUCUUGGAACAGGGUUGAAAAAUCUUCUUUUGUGCAGAUUCUACUUUAUAUUUUGAGAUUAAAGAUGGAAUAUGCUGUAGAAGCUAUACAGUUAUUAUCCAAGUUUUUGACUCCAUUUUUUCUGAUCACCAUGGCAAUACGACUAUAUAGUAUAUUAUUUAUCAUGGAUAAAGUCAGUGUAAAUAUUUUACAGGAUGAGGAGGAAGAGGAGUCAUCAUUAAUAUCAGAAGACGAACUGUUAUAUGAUAUAUCAUCAUGGCGAUCACCAUUACUGGUGAAAUUAGCUGUUAUAUUUAUGUUUACGCAACUCAGUGUUCUAUUUUUACUGGAAAUCAGUGGACAGAGGCAAAUUGAUACAAAAUGGCUGCCAUGGUUAAACCAAAUAUGGCCAACACAGAUAUUAUUUGGACGUGUAUCCCAACUUUUUGCAGUUAAUGGAUUUUAUAUGUGGAGACUUUUUUGUGCAGAUGAUUGGACAUGGUCUGAAUGGUUAUAAGAUUCUCAUGUGAAGAUAAACUAGAAUCUCAUUGGUUGUUUUAUAUCAUGUGAUGUGAGAGAUGAAUUUGAAUGGCUGUAAAUACUACUAUUAAGGCCAAAAUAUGAAAUAACUGUGUUUAUGUCUUACGGUUACCCGACCAUAAUCACAGACCCUAAACUCUUUUCUCUCAUUUCCCAGGCCCUAUAACUUGGUCGAGACAUUUUGGUAUUAACUUCACGAGCCUUACGCAGUAAUUAAGCUAGAAAUGCUAGGAAAUAGAAAAUAACAGCGCCACAAGAAAAAAAAAUGAUAAUAAAAACAAAUAGGAAGAUUUUCCUGUUUUUUGGGAGGACAUAAUAAUACUACUAUAAUAAUAUGCUUUUUUAUGGUGCUUUAGUUUAUAGUAGCUGAUUUAAAAUGGGAAUUAGUGCUUUCGAACAUAUUUUGAUAGAAGUUUGAUUUGACAUUAGGCCACAAAUAUUAACGGAUUGUCUUGAAACUUUACACACAUAUUCCUGGUACACUAAGGAUGAUGCCUUUUGUUUUUGGUGCAUUCCAGACACCCAGGGGCAGAGCCAUUUCCAAUUUUUGUGUGUACCACCUGAAGACUACAAUUCUUGAUGGGUCAUCUUAGAGACUUUAUUUAUUACCGUAACAACGGUAGUAAUGACGAUCGAGGCUAGCCUAAAAUAGAAUCACUCAUAUCUCGGUUCAGAGUGAAGCAAUUUGACUGAAAUUUUCAGGAUGUUCUGUUUUCAUUAUCUAUUUUUUAACUAUUAAAGAGACAACUACUGGCAGCUCUAUAGCUAAUCUUACCUAAUGCCCCUACUUCUUCAAAGGGAGAAUGGCACCUACUGAUGUAAAUACAUGCCUGAUCCACAAGGGCAAUGUCACGCCCACUUUGUUUUGGAAUAGUUUAUCUGUAAACACAUUUCAGACUGUAAUUCUUAUGAGAUUUUGUUCAGAUUAGACAUGAUCAUUCAUUUCAACUACAGGUUGCAAUAGUACCUAUUGAUUUUUGUGUAUGUCUGUAAGUAAACAUGCUACAGGUUGUAAUUUUUAACAGGAUGGAGCCUAUUGAUUUUGGUAAAGCCAUUUCAUAUUUUAUUUUCGUCAUUUUAAAAACUACCAUUUCGACCAAAGCAGGAAUGUGUGAACUUCUCAUGCAGUGUUUCAAUUUUUGACAGGAUGGAACCUAUUGAUUUUGGUACAAUUCCAGUGUUGGCCAAGAAAGUUAAUUGUGAUUUUCCGACAUGGUCUCCCCUUGUCAGUGGUGCUGGACAGAGGGCCUGUUAUAAGGACAGCUGACUAGUCGUUCAGAUGAGACGGAAAACCGAGGUUCUGUGUACACAUUGCCAUGCACUAAAAGAUCCCUUGGCAGUUAUAAUUCGAUAUAAGAGUAGGCGAUAGUGCUGCUGUCCGGGCAACAUUUCCCUCAUAGCACACUAUAUGGGAUCUUUUACGUGCACGCCAAUGUGUACACGGGACCUCAGUUUUUCGUCCCAUCCGAACGACUAGACAGCUGUCCUUGUCAGGCCCUCCACCCCCCGAAGAGGAUUUUAAACACUAAUAGAAGAAGUAGAAGUAUUAAUUAAGAGAUAUACAUGUAUAUACAGAUUUAGUUUUUUAUAACUUUUGUUUUGUAAACAUUUUUAUCUUUUUUUGACAGAAAUAAACAUUAUUU
Molecule: messenger RNA, 2993 nt
Organism: Patella vulgata (common limpet)
Lineage: Eukaryota; Metazoa; Mollusca; Gastropoda; Patellidae
Exons: 9
Coding region: 191-1327 (378 amino acids)
Source: RefSeq, a predicted model, not a curated record